Messenger RNA from Cladocopium goreaui, 2196 nucleotides. The record is from the annotation of a GenBank genome assembly. NCBI's taxonomy places the organism in Eukaryota, Dinophyceae, Suessiales, Symbiodiniaceae.
CACUUACCCCGCUCCACUGCCUAACACGCAGUGGUGAGCGUCAGAGAUGACCGGGGCAGCGCCGGUAAAACGGAAGGUGGCUACGUUAAUGCACCGCCCAGUGUCACGCUAACACCGUGGCCACCAUUCUGUGGUGCCGGGACCCUGGACUGGGCACAGCCAGCCACCAGACUGGCAAACCGCCGGCUACCACACCGGAACACUGGCACAGACCAGCUCCAAUUGGCGCAAGCCAUACAUCACUUUGCAAAAUACAACGUACCGAUGUGGGCUCUGCCCCAUCACACCCAGUUCACUGGGACCAGCACUCUCGUAGCAGCAGCAGCUGCUAAACACAGCAUUGACACUGCGGCUGCAGCCGCAACACACGACGGGCACCCGCCCGUGACCUUACCGGUCUUCAUCACAAGAAACACAGCCAGCCGGCUUUUUCCACGCUUUGCGUGGGGUGCCCCUUAAUCCAAUGCCUUCUUGGCUCGCCAGGUUGGGUGCACUUUCAAAACUACAACCAGCAUGCAAUUUAUGUUCUAUGAUGCAAAGGCCUUCAACCAGCCCCUCAGUCACGAUCUGAUGCACCACGCGCUCCUCCCACCCUGCCAGCCGGGCAGAGCUCCCGGCCAAAACGCCCUCAUGUGCGAGCGGUGUGGAGUGGGGCAAUACUCCACCGGCGAUUCCUGUCAAGGAUGCCCGCCAGGUUCGGUACCGUCGGAACACCGGGACACGUGUGAAGACUGCCCGGUGCUCCAGUACUCUGUCAGUGGAGCGGACAGCUGUUUGGCAUGCGACUUGCCAUUAGCCUUGGUGGACAACAAAUGUGUCUGGUGGCACCUGCCCGUUGUGGCGAUCACUUUGCUCCCUUUGGCAGUUGCUGUUCAUCUACUGUUACGGUGUCUCCGUUCCAGACGAGAAAAGAAAAUCGCCUGUGUCAUGAAGGAAGUCUAUGACGAGUUGUGGGAUGAAGGGCCGACCACGCUGGCCACAUACACCCAGAAGUUGGCAAGUCUUGGCCUGCAAAAAACUCAAAUACAACAGAGAUUUUGCGAGAUGCGCGCUCUACAGAGCGAAAGGGCCGGCGUGAGCAUAGCAUAUCUCCUUUCAGGAGAGUUUACGCAGCUGGCUGCAGAUCGCAGCGGCAAAGAUGAACCAACAUUCAUGGACCUCAAAACGGCAUUCUGGUUGUCGGAGCAACCAAUUGGCCGAGACAUCAUCUGCCCGCGGGAUGGGGAGGCAGGAUGCGCUUUGGUGGACUGGAUCCCACGGGAGCAUCGCAGACAACAAACUCACUUUAUGAGUUGGACAUGGAAAUACACCCUGCAGCAGGUGCAAAGCGCGUUGCAGAUGUUUGGAGACGGUUUGGUGGGGCCUUGCUAUUUCUACGUUUGCUUCUUCGUCAACAACCAAUUCCGUAUCCUUUUGGAGCAGACUGCCGCGGGCAGCGACAAUCUCGAAGCGGUUUUCGAAGACAACUUGAAGCGAAUAGGCAAAAUGGUGGCCAUUUUGGAUACAUGGGACCGACCCGUGUACCUGAGUCGCAUCUGGACGGUCUUCGAACAGUUUGUGGCCUCCACAAUUAAAAUCGAGGUCCAGUUCGUCAUGCCGAAGGCCACAGCGAAGCAGUUGCAGGGUGAGAUCGCAUCGGGUUCUGAAGGCAUUGACAGAGUGAUCGAUGCGCUGAGUGAGGUGGAUUCAGCAAGAGCAGAAGCAUGGAAGUUGGAGGAUGAGCUCAAAGUGAAAUCUAUGAUCAAGGACACUGUCGGUUUCCGGUAUGUUGAUUCUCACGUGACGAAUGUCAUGACCACGUGGAUUGGCAAAGUUGUUGAACAGACAUGCAGAGAGUUGCUGGACAAAGCACUUGCGAAGAAAGCCUUGGCGAACGGAGAUGGCGGCAAUGGGCAGGUUAUUUUAUCGGCGUGGCACGCUGCCAUGAUUGAAAUUCGCCAGGGCACAGGGAUGCUGAUCCAGGUGGAUCGGUUCCGCGUGCUCGCUGUAAUUCAAUUUGCAAUGGGCACUGAUGCUGGACACUGUACAGAAACGUUGUCUGAGUUUGAUUGCAUGGAUUUUGUGCCCUUGGGAUGUGUAAAGCCCGACUUUUACAAGGGCCGAGUUGCUUACAGUGUUGCUCCAAGCGAGACCUUCUUGCACGAGGAAAGGAAAAAAAGGAUCCGUGGUCCAACUUUCCACAUCAUUAGCACCUAG